UGCUUGUUUUGAAACGAUGAGAACAUAUAUAGACCCGAUUACCCGAUCCAUUUACCCAAGAGCCUGGCAAAGAAACAAACCCUGACAAUGUCGUCGUCUUCGUGAUUCAUUCAGUCUCUUGCACGACAAGGGCUGUCAAUGGCAAUGCUAUUAACCGGCGUGAAUUCGUCCUUAAAACCGAGAAUAACUUUACCUUCUCAAGUAAUUGCCCUUAAACCUCUUACGAAAACCUCAGUCUUUACUGAACCCAAAGCCUCUUCUUCCCUGUUAUGCUCUGCUUCUGCUCUCAAAUUCGUUCACUGUCGGUCAACAACAGUCUCCGUAGGAGCCAAACUGAAAAUCUCAGCUUCAUCCUCCGCUGAUCCGAAGGUCGCCGCCGAUCAACUGCCCGCUCCUGAUUCUUCCGCCGAUAAUGUGUAUACUAAAAAGAAGCUCAGAGUAGUUGUGAAGCCACUGGAGAAGCCUAGGCUUGUGUUGAAGUUCAUUUGGAUGGAAAAGGACAUUGGUAUCGCUUUGGACCAAACUGUACCAGGCUAUGGCACAAUACCCUUGAGUCCUUACUUCUUUUGGCCUAGGAAGGAUGCUUGGGAAGAGCUCAAGGUUUUGCUUGAGAGCAAGCGCUGGAUAUCACAGAUGCAGAGGGUUCACCUUCUCAAUCAGGCUACAGAUGUCAUCAAUUUGUGGCAUGCAAGUGCUGGCAAUUUGCCUUAAACCUUUUUAUAUGAAAGCUUUAAAUUUUUCUAGGCCUCUUUUUUGUUUGUGUGUUCUUAGAAAAAAUUAACGAUUUUUUUUAUUUUUUAUUAUAGGCUUCUGAAUCAUGAAAUGAUGGGGUUGUUUUGUUGUACUGCAAUUUUGUAUUAGAGUUCUUUGUGUUGUUUGUAUGGCCUCUUGCUGAAUCAGAAAUGGAAUAUGGUUUUAGACUGUAGAGCAUGUA
Carica papaya (papaya) is the source of this 934-nucleotide messenger RNA. The record is from RefSeq and is a predicted model, not a curated record. Lineage: Eukaryota; Viridiplantae; Streptophyta; Magnoliopsida; Brassicales; Caricaceae.